AUGGCUACCGUAGCCGAAGCGGCCGCGGCGGCGCCCGAGCCUCUGGGAAGGCUGGAUCAGACACUGCUCAUCUUCGCAGGUCUUAUGGAAGGUGGAAAGGAGGACGAAGAGACUGUCAGAGAACUCGGCGAACUAACACGACUUCUUAACGAUGACGUCGAGGUUACCAAGAAGGGCGAGACAUCUGUCACGACUGUGAUUGAUAGCGACUGUGUCGAUACCAUACUAUGUUACCUCGACAUGAGACAGCCCGACGUUGUACGCGCCCACGCCGCACUAUGUACCUCUGCAUACCUCAAAGCUGCCGGCGAGGAUGGCGGCAAGAAAUUGGCCGAGUUUUUCCAUGACCGAGUCCGACGGGGGACCUACGAUGACUACAUUGUUGCCUUCUGCGUCGCUGCCACCAUCUUCCCUAUUGUACCCGAUCUCACAUCCGAGCUGUUCCUGAGUGAAGGUUUUCUUGCCAGUCUAGGCCCGCUUAUGAGGCGGAAAUGGAAAAGCAGAAAGGUCGAGACGGCGUGCUUGGAGAUGUUGAAUGCCGCCUGCAUGAACUCGGCUUGCCGAGAGGCUGUCCAAAAGUACUGCACAGAGUGGCUUGAGGAGAUCGUCGAGCAGGAUCCCGACGACGCCGUCAAGUCCAUGCAUACGGUCGACCCUGACAUGCACCUCCAGGAGGGAUCUAUUUCUAUGAGACGACACUCUCUGCAAGUCCAGAACCUCGCAGCAGUGGUACUGGCGAAACUGAGGGCAGUUCCAUCUACCGCAGCCACCGCCGGCCCGGAAGCCAGGAUACAACCGGCGACGACUAGCAUCGAGGACUUAUCUAAGCGGUUCACCAGGAUGCUGCUAGACGAAGAUGAAAUCGAGCAUGUCCAGCCGUCGAUCGAGGGCUUAGCCUACGCGUCUCUCCAACCCAAGGUGAAGGAAAGUUUGUCCAAAGACUCCAAGACACUGAAACGUCUUGUCAAGGCUCUCGAUGAAGCCCCUCCCAGGUCCCCGAUGAUUUACGGCGCGCUCAGCAUUUUUACCAAUCUGACCAGAUACCGACCCAUCGAAACAGACGAAGAGAAAAGGAUACGGCAGCUCAAGGCGUAUGCCAACGCUGCUGGAAAACUACAGCAGGUUGACCCGCUAAACGAAGACGAGCACGUCACAGAAAGAUGCAAACGCGUUUUCGAGGCUGGGCUUACACCAGUCCUUAUCAAGCAAAGCAAGAGUGGUUCUGCGGCCUCCUUGGCGUUAAUCAUAUCCAUCAUCCACGCCCUUUCCACCCCUCCCCCUCUCCGCGGUCAACUCGCACAGCAGGGGGCUGUCCGUCUCCUCAUCGCCGCAUGGACGGCCCUCCCAGAAACGGAAAACGGACCUAAACGUGCGGCUGCCCAGGCUCUAGCGAGGAUUUUGAUCUCUACCAACCCGGCGCUUGUGUUUGGGGGCACGAGACCGAUCCCGCAGAGCGCGGCUAUCAGACCGUUGGCGUCUAUCCUCACCCCAGACCCCACCGCGGACAGGAGGGACCUCUUGCCUACGUUUGAGUCGCUUAUGGCGCUCACCAACCUCGCCUCUACGGACGAUGACACGAGAAAGUCUAUUAUUCGGACGGCGUGGGAUGAUGUAGAAGAACAACUGUUUAAUCCCAACUCGAGGGUCUGCACGGCAGCGGUGGAGUUGGUGUGCAAUUUGGUUCAGGACCCGGAGCAAACCCUUGCGUUGUUUGGGGAUGGGAGUCCAAAGGCGAAGAAUAGGGUCAAGGUUAUUGUUGCUUUGGCUGAUGCGGAGGACCCCAAGACGAGGAGCGCGGCGGGGGGCGCGCUGGCUAGUUUGACGGGGUUUGACGAGGUGGUGAGGGCGGUUAUGGGGCUGGAGAGGGGGGUGGAGGUUGUGUUGGGGCUUUGUAGGGAUGAGAGGGAGGAUUUGAGGCAUCGGGGGGCGGUGGUGGUGAGGAAUAUGGUUUUUUCUGAGGGGGAGGUGGGGAGGCUGGCGAGGGGGAAGUUGGUGGAGGGGGGGGCGGUGGAGGCGUUGAUGGAGUGUGCUAAGGGGAGUAAGAGGAGGGAGGUGGUGGAGGUCGUGGUGCAGGCUGCUGAGGGGUUGAUGGGGGAGGGGGGAAAGUAA
Molecule: messenger RNA, 2109 nt
Organism: Podospora anserina S mat+
Lineage: Eukaryota; Fungi; Ascomycota; Sordariomycetes; Sordariales; Podosporaceae
Exons: 2
Coding region: 1-2109 (702 amino acids)
Source: RefSeq, a predicted model, not a curated record